CAGAACGAUAAUUUCAAAUCAUUGAUAGCUGAUAGCAGCGAGCAACUUUACUUUCACACUUGAUAUUGCAACGUGGGCAAUGAAAUUUUUAAGACUUUUCCUAUUAUUGGGUCUUCUGAUUGCGGCCUUGGGUGAAGUUGCAGCAACAGAAGAAGAAGUUUAUGUAGAUGACGCAGUUGCAGCACCUGAAGAUGAUGUAUACCCCGAAGAUAUUGCAGCACCCCAAGAUGAAGGAGCCCCAGAAGAUGUUGCAGCUCCCGAAGGUGUUGCAGCUCCUGAGGAGGAAGCCGUUGACGAAGAAGCCGCUGACGAAGAAGCCUCUGACGAAGUAGCUGCUGACGAGGAAACCGCUGAGGAGCUACCCGCUGAGGAGAUACCCGCUGAGGAGAUACCCGCUGAGGAGAUACCCGCUGAGGAGAUACCCGCUGAGGAGAUACCCGCUGAGGAGAUACCCGCUGAGGAGAUACCCGCUGACGAGGAAGCCUCUGAGGAGUCUGCGGAGGAAAUUGCCGAUGUGGACGCUGGUGAAGAAGAUGCAGGCGAAGAAUAUGAAGAAGAAGAGGGCGAUGGAACAGAUCUGGAAGUUGGAGGAGAACCACCAGCACCUGGAACUGUCCCAAAAGGACCCGGAUCCACUAAACCCAAGACCAAACCAAAAACCAAACCUAAAACCAAGCCAAAAAAACCAGUUAAACCCCCAAAAAAAGCAAAAGGCAAAGAAAAGAAAUCUGGCUAAAGCGUUAUAAAAUCACAUACCUUCAAGGGAAUAAUUUUCUAUACAACUUAGUUUAAAUGUAAUUGAAAUUUUUAUAUAUUCCCCUUUAAAUAAAAGAAUUUUAUUUUUUUUU
This is a messenger RNA of Stomoxys calcitrans (stable fly), 848 nucleotides long. RefSeq names its product cytochrome c1. The record is from RefSeq and is a predicted model, not a curated record. The coding region runs from base 80 to 736 and encodes 218 amino acids. Lineage: Eukaryota; Metazoa; Arthropoda; Insecta; Diptera; Muscidae. The transcript has a single exon.